UCAAUCAAGUGUAUAAACACAUCAGAGGUAGCAAAUCUGAGCAUAACAUUUGUAUGGAUUAACACCCGCAAUCAGGCAAUGGUGACAUUGUUCGGAAUCGUCAGGGAGCGCUACACAAAUGUGUCAGACUACAGUCAGCUGGUCAGACCCGGUCAGGCAUUUCUACCGCAACAAAUUCUUGUCGGUGGACAAUUUAACGCGAAGCAUAAUGACAUCAUGUCUCUGUUCCGGUUCAACGUCACGUCAACACAGUCCGAUUGGGUGAACAUGUACACCACUCUUGCGGAAACUAUCGCAUUGUGUCCCAUAGUCGUAAUAUUGCUGAGUGGAGUUGGUUUUGCAAUGGUACAGAGCGGAGCAUCCAGAGUGGAAAAUGCAGCCUUCCCGUUCAUUAACAACCUGCUUACAAUGGCCCUUUCUUCCAUGUCGGUCUGGAGUGUUGGUUACGCCAUAGCGAUGUCCGAAGGCAGCUCUGUGAUCGGGUUUGGCCAAUGGUUCAGUCAUGAAUUCGAGACCCAAUUCUCCUCGCACUGGCUCGUGCAAAUAUGUAUAUGUACGACAACGGCCCACAUCGUCACUGCCGGUGGACUGGAGAGGUGUCCGCUACACGUUUACUGCAUGCUAGUUCCGGCUAUUUCAGGUUUUGGAUGUAGCCUGGCCAUAAGAUGGGUGUGGAACUCUGACGGCUGGAACCAACUGUACUGCCCAUUCGGAGGCGUCGCUUACAGGGAUUACGGAGGAAGUGGCGUCAUACACGUUGUUGGCGGGGCAUCUGCAUUAGUGCUCACCUACGUCAUCGGUCCGCGAUAUUCUCGUAUCCGGCGGAGAGAUGCAGGAAUCUUGUACACUGAUCUGGCUGGACACUCAAUUCCGCUAGAAAUGUUGGGAUGGUACCUGACCUUCAUCUGCCUUCUUUGCUGCAACUGUAUGCGCGUCACUGUCACGUGCAUCUCGUGUCAGACAAUCGCGCAGGUUAUCUCACGUGCUGUCAUCAAUAGCCUUAUUGCGUCAGCUACAACGGCACUGUUCAUUGUGAUAAUAACGCACAUUAUAACUACUUUAGUGGGCAGACACAAGUUUCACUACCUGCCGUCAAGAGUGCUGGCAAACGGCGCCAUAUGCGGAUUGGCAGCUGUAGCGGCAGGCUGCAAUGUUUACGCGCACUGGGCGGCUUUCGUCGUAGGCGUGACGUCAUCAUUCGGGUACCUGUUCUGGAGCGAACUUCUUCACUUACUUAACGUAGAUGACCCAGUUGGCGCUAUAGCUGUCCACUUUGGCGGAGGCCUAUGGGGAGUGGUAUGCGUACAGAUAUUUGCAGAAGGCUCUGGGCUCCUUUUUGCAGACAGUUCUAGUCAGGCGGGACUGGCUCUCCUGUGGAACGUAUUGACUGCGCUGCUACUUGCAGUUGGUUCGGGGAUAUUGACCAUUCUGGUGUUGCAAGCGCCCAGGAUUCUACACACCAUUCCUCUCGCAUACCGCCAAGAGUUACAAGGUUUGGAUCAGUUGUCUCUAAAACAACAUGCGUACCCAGACGGCAGCAAAGAUACCCCGUUUAAAACGGAAGUCAUUGAAGAUAGCGAAUGCUUUGUCAACGUGACUUCUGGUUCGCCGCAGUCUCCAACGAUGUCUGUAACGUCACCGACGUCAUUCGCGUUGUUUAAAUCACCAAACAGGUCCAAACUACCUGGGAAUAUUGAUUUAUUCGCACCUUUUCACAGCGUGAGUGCUACAGACGUAAGGUCGCUGCUUCGCUCACCUGGGGUGAAAUCCCUGCCUUCAUUUUGCCGCUCUCCGGGUUACCUUGACCGAAGGGUGUGGUUCUACAGCGACCAAACCUUGGUCCAAAACCAGGUGGCCCCUGGUUCUCCUGUCAUAGACUAUCCACAAGAUGGAGACCCAUACAGGAUUAAUUUCUGCGUCCAAUUAGACCGGGUACAUGGAAAUCGCUGCACAGUUGAUGACGUUAUGGCUUUUCAAAGCGAGGCACCCUGUUUUCUGGUGAUUAAUGUGCUAUCCUGCUACCAAUGAUGUGAAUAUGUCAUCUUCCAAAAAGCAUCCCAUCUGAAAAAACAACAACAAUGAACAACAAAAAAGGCAGACAAUAGUGAGAGAUCGACAAUAUUCCUUUUGUUUGGUAAAUGCAAAAUAGCGGUUUACUUUAAACUGAAAUGCAUACAAGUGUCUAGACACAUACGAGAUAUAUGAACUUAUCGGGAAUUUUUUUUUCGCCUGCUUAAGGUAUGGUGAAUAGAAGAAAAAGGAAUUAUAAAACAGUAUACACUUUGUUUAACUGGUAUGUAACAUUGAGACAGUAUGCGUAUCGCAAAAUAGUAACAUUUGAGCAAGACACACAUUGUGACGAAUACGACAACAAUUAUAUACAAUACUUGGCAAGAUAUUUAAAUGUAUAUUGUAACAAUAGAAACACUCGUAAACCGUCAUGCUAUUGUUUUUACGUUUAGCAGGCAAACUACGUUUAUUCAUUAUACUUUUGUAUUUUUGAGAUCAUAUUCUUUCGACGAUUGAAAAGGAAGACAGUAUGGUUUUCUAAAAGAUCUAAGUGCUAUUCACCAAACUGAAAUGCCGAUGUGUAGAAAGAAAUCACAAAAUGAUUUUUGGUCUGUUUGGUAUAAUUUCAUUUUAACAGCAGUAACAGCUCAACACAAUUGACCUUUCACUCAUGAAUUAUGUUCGCAUACAUUUAUCAAAAGGCAUGUUUUCCAUACUUGCAUUUGGUUGUGUUCAUGCUGAUUUGACACGCGCAAAAUAUACCAUAACAUUAUAUGAGUCGUGUUCUGAGGAAACUGGGCA
Molecule: messenger RNA, 2811 nt
Organism: Dreissena polymorpha
Lineage: Eukaryota; Metazoa; Mollusca; Bivalvia; Myida; Dreissenidae
Product: ammonium transporter 2-like
Exons: 17
Coding region: 79-2028 (649 amino acids)
Biological process (GO): ammonium transmembrane transport; ammonium homeostasis
Cellular component (GO): membrane
Molecular function (GO): ammonium channel activity
Source: RefSeq, a predicted model, not a curated record